This is a messenger RNA of Nycticebus coucang (slow loris), 8352 nucleotides long. RefSeq names its product citron rho-interacting serine/threonine kinase (gene CIT). The record is from RefSeq and is a predicted model, not a curated record. Gene Ontology annotation, biological process: actomyosin structure organization; peptidyl-threonine phosphorylation; mitotic cytokinesis. Gene Ontology annotation, molecular function: protein serine/threonine kinase activity; ATP binding. Bases 56 to 6265 code for a protein of 2069 amino acids. NCBI's taxonomy places the organism in Eukaryota, Metazoa, Chordata, Mammalia, Primates, Lorisidae. The transcript has 49 exons. Gene Ontology annotation, cellular component: cytoskeleton; cytoplasm.
CACCGGCCAGAGCAGAUCCCAGACUUGCCGGGUCUGUAGAGGCACUGGUACAGAGAUGUUGAAAUUCAAGUAUGGAGCACGGAAUCCACUGGAUGCUGGUGCCAUGGAACCAAUUGCUAGCCGGGCCUCCCGGCUGAAUCUUUUCUUUCAGGGGAAACCACCCUUUAUGACUCAACAGCAGAUGUCUCUUCUUUCUCGAGAAGGGAUAUUAGAUGCCCUCUUUGUUCUCUUUGAAGAAUGCAGUCAGCCUGCUCUGAUGAAGAUUAAGCAUGUGAGCAACUUUGUCCGGAAGUAUUCUGACACCAUAGCUGAGUUACAGGAGCUCCAGCCUUCGGCAAAGGACUUUGAAAUCAGAAGUCUUGUAGGUUGUGGUCACUUUGCUGAGGUGCAGGUGGUAAGAGAGAAAGCAACUGGGGACAUCUAUGCCAUGAAAAUCAUGAAGAAGAAGGCCUUAUUGGCCCAGGAGCAGGUUUCAUUUUUUGAGGAAGAACGGAACAUAUUAUCACGAAGUACAAGUCCUUGGAUUCCCCAAUUACAAUAUGCCUUUCAGGACAAAAAUAACCUGUAUCUGGUCAUGGAAUAUCAGCCAGGAGGGGACUUGCUGUCAUUAUUGAACAGAUAUGAGGACCAAUUAGAUGAAAAUAUGAUUCAGUUUUACCUAGCUGAACUGAUUUUGGCUGUUCACAGUGUUCAUCAGAUGGGAUAUGUACAUCGAGACAUCAAACCGGAGAACAUUCUCAUUGACCGAACAGGGCACAUCAAGCUGGUGGAUUUUGGAUCAGCUUCUAAAACGAAUUCAAACAAGAUGGUAAAUGCCAAACUCCCCAUUGGGACCCCAGAUUACAUGGCUCCUGAAGUGUUAACCGUGAUGAAUGGGGACGGGAAGGGAACCUACAGCCUAGACUGUGACUGGUGGUCGGUGGGGGUGAUUGCCUAUGAGAUGAUUUAUGGGCGAUCCCCCUUCACGGAGGGAACUUCAGCCAGAACCUUCAAUAACAUCAUGAAUUUUCAAAGGUUUUUGAAAUUUCCAGGUGAUCCCAAAGUUAGCAGUGAAUUUCUUGAUCUGAUUCAAAGUUUGUUGUGUGGACAGAAAGAGAGACUGAAGUUUGAAGGUCUUUGCUGCCAUCCUUUCUUCUCCAAAAUUGACUGGAAUAACAUCCGUAAUUCGCCUCCCCCCUUCGUUCCCACCCUCAAGUCUGACGAUGACACCUCCAAUUUUGAUGAACCAGAGAAGAAUUCGUGGGUUUCGUCCUCUCCGUGCCAGCUGAGCCCCUCGGGUUUCUCAGGCGAAGAACUGCCGUUUGUGGGGUUUUCGUACAGCAAGGCACUGGGGAUUCUUGGUAGAUCUGAGUCUGUUGUGUCGGGUCUGGACUCCCCUGCUAAGACUAGCUCCAUGGAAAAGAAACUUCUCAUCAAAAGCAAAGAGCUACAAGACUCUCAGGACAAGUGUCACAAGAUGGAGCAGGAAAUGACCCGGUUACAUCGGAGAGUAUCAGAGGUGGAGGCUGUGCUUAGUCAGAAGGAGGUGGAGCUGAAGGCCUCUGAGACUCAGAGAUCUCUCCUGGAGCAGGACCUUGCUACCUACAUCACAGAAUGCAGUAGCUUAAAGCGAAGUUUGGAGCAAGCCCGGAUGGAGGUGUCCCAGGAGGAUGACAAAGCACUGCAGCUUCUCCAUGAUAUUAGAGAACAGAGCCGGAAGCUCCAAGAAAUCAAAGAGCAGGAGUACCAGGCUCAAGUGGAAGAAAUGAGGUUAAUGAUGAAUCAAUUGGAAGAGGACCUUGUCUCAGCCAGAAGACGGAGUGAUCUCUACGAAUCUGAGCUGAGAGAGUCUCGCCUGGCUGCGGAAGAAUUCAAGCGGAAAGCGACAGAAUGUCAGCAUAAGCUGUUAAAGUCAAAGGAUCAAGGAAAGCCUGAAGUAGGAGAAUAUGCCAAACUGGAGAAGAUCAAUGCUGAGCAGCAGCUCAAAAUUCAAGAGCUCCAAGAGAAGCUGGAAAAGGCCGUAAAAGCCAGCACAGAGGCUACCGAGCUGCUGCAGAACAUCCGCCAGGCAAAGGAGCGAGCUGAGAGGGAGCUGGAGAAGCUGCAGAAUCGUGAAGAUUCUUCUGAAGGCAUCAGAAAGAAGCUGGCAGAAGCUGAGGAACGUCGCCAUUCUCUGGAGAACAAGGUAAAGAGACUAGAGACCAUGGAGCGUAGAGAAAACAGACUGAAGGAUGACAUCCAGACAAAAUCCCAACAGAUCCAGCAGAUGGCUGAUAAAAUUCUGGAGCUGGAGGAGAAACACCGGGAGGCCCAAGUCUCAGCCCAGCACCUAGAGGUGCACCUGAAACAGAAAGAGCAACACUACGAGGAAAAAAUUAAAGUGUUGGACAAUCAGAUAAAGAAAGACCUGGCUGAUAAGGAGAAUCUUGAGAAUAUGAUGCAGAGACACGAGGAGGAGGCCCAUGAGAAAGGCAAAAUUCUCAGCGAGCAGAAGGCGAUGAUCAAUGCUAUGGAUUCCAAGAUCAGGUCCCUGGAACAGAGGAUUGUAGAACUGUCUGAAGCCAACAAACUUGCGGCAAACAGCAGUCUUUUUACCCAAAGGAACAUGAAGGCCCAAGAAGAGAUGAUUUCUGAACUCAGGCAACAGAAAUUUUACCUGGAGACACAGGCUGGGAAAUUGGAGGCCCAGAACCGAAAGCUGGAAGAGCAGCUGGAGAAAAUGAGCCACCAAGACCACAGUGACAAAAAUCGGCUGCUAGAAUUGGAGACAAGGUUGAGGGAGGUCAGUCUAGAGCAUGAGGAGCAGAAACUGGAGCUUAAGCGCCAGCUGACAGAGCUACAGCUGUCCCUGCAGGAGCGGGAGUCACAGCUGACAGCCCUGCAGGCUGCUCGGGCGGCCCUGGAGAGCCAGCUUCGCCAGGCAAAGACAGAGCUGGAGGAGACAACAGCAGAAGCUGAAGAGGAGAUCCAGGCACUCACGGCACAUAGAGAUGAAAUCCAGCGCAAAUUUGAUGCCCUUCGUAACAGCUGUACUGUAAUCACAGACCUGGAGGAGCAGCUAAACCAAUUGACUGAGGACAACGCUGAACUCAACAACCAAAACUUCUACCUGUCCAAACAACUUGAUGAAGCUUCUGGCGCCAACGAUGAGAUAGUACAGUUGCGGAGUGAAGUAGACCACCUUCGCCGUGAGAUAACAGAGAGGGAGAUGCAGCUCACCAGCCAGAAGCAAACCAUGGAGGCUCUGAAGACCACUUGCACAAUGCUGGAAGAACAGGUCAUGGACUUGGAGGCCCUGAAUGACGAGCUGCUGGAAAAAGAACGGCAGUGGGAAGCUUGGAGGAGCGUCCUCGGUGAUGAGAAGUCCCAGUUUGAGUGUCGGGUUCGAGAGUUACAGAGGAUGCUGGACACUGAGAAACAGAGCAGGGCAAGAGCUGAUCAGCGGAUCACCGAGUCUCGCCAGGUGGUGGAACUGGCAGUGAAGGAACACAAGGCUGAGAUUCUCGCCCUGCAACAGGCUCUAAAAGAACAGAAGCUGAAAGCUGAGAGCCUCUCUGAUAAGCUCAAUGACCUGGAGAAGAAGCAUGCGAUGCUUGAAAUGAAUGCCCGAAGCUUGCAGCAGAAACUGGAGACUGAACGAGAGCUCAAACAAAGGCUUCUGGAAGAGCAAGCCAAAUUACAGCAACAGAUGGACCUGCAGAAGAAUCACAUCUUCCGUCUGACACAAGGACUGCAAGAAGCUCUAGAUCGAGCUGAUCUGCUGAAGACAGAAAGAAGUGAUCUGGAGUAUCAGCUAGAAAACAUUCAGGUUCUCUAUUCUCAUGAAAAGGUGAAAAUGGAAGGCACCAUUUCUCAACAAACCAAACUCAUUGAUUUUCUGCAAGCCAAAAUGGACCAACCUGCUAAAAAGAAAAAGGUUCCUCUGCAGUACAAUGAGCUGAAGCUGGCCCUGGAGAAGGAGAAAGCUCGCUGUGCAGAGCUAGAGGAAGCCCUUCAGAAGACCCGCAUUGAGCUCCGAUCUGCCCGGGAGGAAGCUGCCCACCGAAAAGCCACAGACCACCCGCACCCGUCCACGCCAGCCACUGCGAGGCAGCAGAUUGCCAUGUCUGCCAUCGUGCGGUCACCUGAGCACCAGCCCAGCGCCAUGAGCCUGCUGGCCCCACCAUCCAGCCGCAGAAAGGAGUCUUCAACUCCAGAGGAAUUUAGUCGGCGUCUUAAGGAGCGCAUGCACCACAAUAUUCCUCACCGAUUUAACGUAGGACUGAACAUGCGAGCCACAAAGUGUGCUGUGUGUCUGGAUACUGUGCACUUCGGACGCCAGGCAUCCAAAUGUCUUGAAUGUCAGGUGAUGUGUCAUCCCAAGUGCUCCACAUGCUUGCCAGCCACCUGUGGCCUGCCUGCUGAAUAUGCCACACACUUCACUGAGGCCUUCUGCCGUGACAAAAUGAACUCCCCCAGUCUCCAGACCAAGGAGCCCAGCAGCAGCUUACAUCUGGAAGGGUGGAUGAAGGUGCCCAGGAAUAAUAAACGAGGACAGCAAGGGUGGGACAGGAAGUACAUUGUCCUGGAGGGAUCAAAAGUCCUCAUUUAUGAUAAUGAAGCCAGAGAAGCUGGACAGAGGCCGGUGGAAGAAUUUGAGCUGUGCCUUCCCGACGGGGAUGUAUCAAUUCACGGUGCUGUUGGUGCUUCCGAACUCGCAAAUACAGCCAAAGCAGAUGUUCCAUACAUACUGAAGAUGGAAUCUCACCCGCACACCACCUGCUGGCCUGGGAGAACCCUCUACUUGUUAGCUCCCAGCUUCCCUGAUAAACAGCGCUGGGUCACCGCCUUAGAAUCUGUUGUCGCAGGUGGGAGAGUUUCUAGGGAAAAAGCAGAAGCCGAUGCUGCCGGUGACUGUAUUUCCUACGAGGUUCUGUCUGCGUGGGUUCAGAAAUUACUUGGAAACUCCCUGCUGAAAUUGGAAGGUGAUGACCGUCUAGACAUGAACUGCACACUGCCCUUCAGUGACCAGGUGGUGUUGGUGGGCACUGAGGAAGGGCUCUAUGCACUGAAUGUCUUGAAGAACUCCCUUACCCAUGUCCCAGGAAUUGGAGCAGUCUUCCAAAUUUAUAUUAUCAAGGACCUGGAGAAGCUACUCAUGAUAGCAGGAGAAGAGCGUGCGCUGUGUCUCGUGGACGUAAAGAAAGUGAAACAGUCCUUGGCACAGUCUCAUCUUCCUGCCCAGCCAGACAUUUCACCCAACAUUUUUGAAGCUGUCAAGGGCUGCCAUCUCUUUGCUGCUGGCAAGAUUGAGAAUGGGCUCUGCAUCUGUGCAGCCAUGCCUAACAAAGUCGUUAUUCUUCGCUACAAUGAAAACCUCAGUAAAUACUGCAUUCGGAAAGAGAUAGAGACCUCAGAGCCCUGCAGCUGUAUCCACUUCACCAAUUACAGUAUCCUCAUUGGAACCAAUAAAUUCUACGAAAUCGACAUGAAGCAGUACACACUCGAGGAAUUCCUGGAUAAGAAUGACCAUUCCUUGGCACCUGCCGUAUUUGCAUCCUCUUCCAACAGUUUCCCUGUCUCCAUCGUGCAGGUGAACAGUGCAGGCCAGCGAGAGGAGUAUUUGCUGUGUUUCCAUGAAUUUGGGGUGUUUGUGGAUUCUUACGGAAGACGAAGCCGCACAGACGAUCUCAAGUGGAGUCGCUUACCUUUGGCCUUUGCCUACAGAGAACCUUAUCUGUUUGUGACCCACUUCAACUCACUCGAAGUAAUUGAGAUCCAGGCCCGCUCGUCACUUGGGACCCCUGCCCGAGCAUAUUUGGAAAUCCCGAAUCCACGCUACCUGGGCCCUGCAAUUUCCUCAGGAGCAAUUUACCUGGCAUCCUCGUACCAGGAUAAAUUAAGGGUCAUCUGCUGCAAAGGAAACCUUGUAAAGGAGUCAGGCACUGACCACCACCGGGUCCCUUCCACCUCCCGCAGCAGCCCCAACAAGCGAGGCCCACCUACGUACAACGAGCACAUCACCAAGCGUGUGGCCUCCAGCCCAGCACCACCUGAAGGGCCCAGCCACCCCCGAGAGCCAAGCACACCCCACCGCUACCGUGAGGGGAGGACAGAGUUGCGCAGGGACAAGUCUCCUGGCCGCCCUCUGGAGCGGGAGAAGUCCCCGGGCCGUGUGCUGAGCACGCGGAGGGAGCGGUCCCCUGGGAGGCUGUUUGAAGACAGCAGCAGGGGCCGGCUGCCUGCAGGAGCUGUGAGGACCCCACUGUCCCAGGUCAAUAAGGUCUGGGACCAGUCUUCAGUAUAAAAGUCAGCCAGGAAAACCAAGUUCUCAUUUCAACCUGCAGGAAAACACCAAACACCCUACGGAACUGUGCUGAAGGGGACCCCAGCGCCCAUCUGCUCAGCUGCACUGUGGCACAGCCAGGCCCAGAUCCGCCUUGGCAUGGACACCCCUGUCUCCAGGAGGUGCGGGUGGCUGAGGCUUUUAGGAGCUGUCAGCGCUUGGUGCCCGCUCUGGGCACCUUCCUGCAGUUAUCUCUUUGCACUUUGUUACUCUUUCAAAGCAUUCAUAGACUUUUGUACCUAGCUCUAGCCUGUACCAGUUCAUCAAAGGAAACCAACUGGGACGCUAACUACGUGUUUAGGAUCCUAAUUAGCAACUUUAAGAUCCUAGGAUUGGUUGGUCUUUUUGUUUCUUUUUUGUUUUUUUGUUUUUAAAGACAACAGAAUUCUUAAUAGAUUUGAAUAGCAAUGUAUUUCCUGUUGUAGUCAUUUUUAGCUAGAUCACAUCAUCAGGUCUUUGCUACUAAAGCAUAGUGCAGAAGCGCCCCAUCAGUUGGCUGCAUUCAUGUAGGUUCAUUCUUGUUCCUGUCCAUUUCUCAUAGAUGGCCCUGCUUUACCCAGGGUAAUGUCCUAGCCUAAUGUUUACUGUUCUCAUUGCCUUUUAUGGCCUUGACGCCUUCCCCUCCCACCAGCUGAGAAUGUAUUAAGGUCAUCAGGCCUCAGCUCAGAGGCAGUGACUUGGGGCCAAGGGACCUUGCAAAGCUUUCCUUCCUGACCCUCAGUGUCAUCUCCCCAGCCUGCUAUACCCACUUUCUAUGUCGCUUUGGCCAGGAAAGCAUGUAAUAGACUUGUUCUAGCCCAGCAUUAAUGGUCUCGGGGUCAGGGUGGGGGCUGCAGGUGCCCACCUCCUGUCUGUGAUGGUGCACUGUCCCUGUCUGGGAUGGGGGAGGUGCCCUCCAGGAAUUUUGCAUGGCGGUUCACUGCAUGUGCUCCCCACCUGGCUGACCCCCCUGGGUUACUCUGCUGAUAUGUUAAUCCCAUCCCAUAUCUCCCGCCAAAUCAAGACCCUCUGAUGACUUGCCAAUUAACUGGCCACAACAAGCUGCAGUCUGUAGCACUGAACAAAAACCAAAACGCUCAAGCCUUACGACCAGAGAAGGAUUUCAGCAAACCACCACCUGCCACUCAGUAUCCUCUCCAACCUUCAUAUUUCCCUGCCAACUCCCUUGUGGAUGACUCUUGUGUUCACACAAAAUCCAGCACGAUUCUACCCCAUAAAACUGUGACUUCCCAAAUGAGCCUUUCCCUAGGGCUAGACUUAAGACCAGGAAGUUUGGGAAAGAAACCGCAGCUCAACUUUUCCAACUCUGCCCGGGUUGGGAAGUCCUCCUUAGGUGCAGUGCGGCUCCCACCGUCUCUCUAUCCUCUUAUUAGAGUAUGAAAUUCCUGGCAACUGGUAUAGAACCAACCUAGAGGCUUUGCAGUUGGCAAGCUAACUAGCGGCCUUAUUUCUGCCUUUAAUCUCCCACAAGGCAUCUCUUGCUUUGGAUUCUCCAGGACUCUUAGGCACGCCUCAGUAACCAAGGCACAUCCUAGGUCAGCUGAAAGGUAGACCCAUUUCCAUUGCAGCUGGCAAACAUGACCAUGUUUUCUUCAACCACGUGUCCACAGUUCAGAUCCCUUUCAGACUGCAACCUGGCCCAAAUCCCAGCUCCUUCCUGCUCGUCUCUUAACCUAAGUGCUUUCUUGUUUGAGACGCCUACAGACUUCUGUGUUGUCCCACCUUGGCAAACGUCCUGCUGUUGUGUUUUGUGUGUUGCUUGGUGUCUUGGGGCCAUACGCCCAUCCCUCCUACCCCCAAGGCAGAUCUGACUGAAUGUUUGCUGAAGAUUUUGUCUCUUGGUCCACAGUAUUUGGAAAGGUCACUGACAAUUGGUCUUUCAGUCUUGGCAUUUCAUUUAGGAUCUCCAUGAGAACUGGGUUUCUGGAGCCCUGAAAGUAUAUAUUAUGUGUCUCAUUUGUGAAAUGCUUCCUGCUAAAUAGAACUAGCUCAAAAGACUGUACAUAUUUACAAGAAACUUUAUAUUCAUAAAAAAAAAGGAAAUUGAA